Molecule: messenger RNA, 641 nt
Organism: Amoebophrya sp. A25
Lineage: Eukaryota; Dinophyceae; Syndiniales; Amoebophryaceae
Source: the annotation of a GenBank genome assembly
AUGGUCCAUGUGAGUGCGAGUGGGAGUGGAGGAGACGAAACUCCUGAAGAUACUAGAGGUCGUGCCACUGCGAAGAAGAAGACAACAAAAAAGUUUAUUUCCGCGCUUCAUGAAGUAGUGCAGUUCGGCGAUUUCGCCAUUCUGCAAAGCAUCCUGGACGAACGCGUGUUGUUGCCUUCGUUGAGGACGCCGGUGGUGGGCGAGGAAAUGAUUUAUGGUCAGCUUUUUUCCAUCAUUCUCGGCGGCUUGGUCCCCUUUUCCCUUGUAUUCUCGUGAAAUUUACAAGGUAAAAGGGGUCAAGAUGAGAAGGCCGAGAUGCAAUUUAGCAGACUCUAAAUGAAGAUGACCGCUCAACCCGAUUCAUCUAGUUCUACAAAGAACAAUAAACUGACACCACGUGAAGCAAGUACGAUCAUGGGCCAACCAGUCAACAAGUUCAACCAACGUCGAGCUGCGAAAUCUGGCGGUGACAGGCUUUCCACAAACGCAGUUGGAAUGUCAAGAACAGGCGCAGUGAACACUGUUGAUGGAGGAACAAAAAGUUCGGUAUUAUAUACUGCCCGGAAACAAGUAAAACAACAGAAAAAGGAAGUGGUAGCGGUUGCAAAGCCACUAUCGCAAUUCGACGAGGACGAGGAGGC